Molecule: messenger RNA, 2190 nt
Organism: Haplochromis burtoni (Burton's mouthbrooder)
Lineage: Eukaryota; Metazoa; Chordata; Actinopteri; Cichliformes; Cichlidae
Product: low affinity immunoglobulin gamma Fc region receptor II
Exons: 8
Coding region: 931-1911 (326 amino acids)
Biological process (GO): cell surface receptor signaling pathway
Molecular function (GO): transmembrane signaling receptor activity
Source: RefSeq, a predicted model, not a curated record
GUUUUAUAAAUGGUAAGUCUGAAAUCUCUAGAUUAUUGCAUAUUGCCUGUUCUACAUCUAGCCAAGGCUCAUCUAAGGGGGUAUGACAUGAACGGAAGCCUGUUGGCUAAGAAGUAGUGUUGAAAGUUAGGCAGAUCUAGUCCUCCUUUAAAUUUGGUCCUGAACGCGGGGGUUUGUCUUUCCAAAGGAAGAAAUAUAUGAAUUCAGAGAUCUGAACCAAUCUUGUGAUGGUUCGUUCGGGGUCAUUGAAAAUAAAUAGUUUAUUUUUGGCAAGACCAUAAUUUUUAUAGCAGUGCUCCUUCCCAUGAGUGAUAUGGGUAGAGAUUAACAUCUAGCCAGAUCACCUUCUACUUUCUUUAGAAGUGGGAUGUGGUUUAACUUUAUUAAAUCUGCAAGCUUAGGAGAGAUAUUAAUACCUAAGUAUUUAAUAUUUCCAGGUUGAAGUGGGGUAGAAGAAGAAUUAUGGAAGGAGCAAUAAAUUGGAAGAACUGUAGAUUUUGACCAGUAAAUUGAAUAAUCUGAAACUCUUGUGUUUGCCUCUGUGUCAGACUGUGAGAACACAGCUCUGUUAUUGACGCUGGUGUCCCACCAGUUUAAUAUCUGUACAACUACACGGUGCAAAAUAUUCAUUUAGUCAGUGCUUUGUUAUUGGUGAUCAGUUCAAAUGACUUAAAGCAACAUGAGCUUUUUUUAGUGCUACCAUGGCAAUUUAGUUAUAAACUGUUAGGAUUACUGUGACUGGCUAGGCCAUCACUGGUAUAAUGAAAGCAUAAAAAACCGUUAAAUGGCUACAAAUAGAUUUGAAAGCAUCAGUAUGUGCUCUCUCACCUACCACAGCAACAGCUCUGCUUCUCUGAAAACUAUUUUCACAUAGUUGUUUUACAAAGGUCAUACAGGAAGCAUCUAUUGGUUGGUCUCCGGCAAGACAUCAUGGAGGUCAGAGCUCUGUGCAUCAGACUGUUGAUGACUGUGCUGAUUCUGCUGUGUGCACAUGCUCAGAAAGUUGAUGCAGUUUAUCUUCAUAUUGUUCCAAACAAAUCCCAGUUUUUUGAAUAUGAGUCAGUUAGUUUUUACUGUGAGGAGCCUUCUCAUGGAGAUGUGUUAUAUAAGAUGACAGAGGAAGCAAAGCAAUGCAACAAAACCAGUGGGAAAACAACAGUAACGACAACAGGCUCAAAGUGCACCAUUCAUCCUCUUUAUGCACGUGACAGUGGAGAAUACUGGUGUGGGACAGCAGGAGGGAAGAGAAGCAAGAAUAUCGGCAUUACUGUCACUGCUGGUUCUGUGAUCCUGGAGAGUCCUGCUGUUCCUGUGAUGGAGGGAGAUGCUGUGACGCUGCGCUGCAGAAACAAGAUCCUUUCCUCCAGCAUCGCAGCUGAUUUCUACAAAUAUGGGCGUCACAUAGGGAGCAGCUCAAGAGGAAACUUGACCAUCAACAGAGUUUCCAAGUCUGAUGAAGGACUUUACAAGUGCAAAAUCUCAGGAGGUGGAGAAUCACCAGAGAGCUGGCUGUCUGUCUCUGCGCCACGUCUCACAGAUAUAAAUCCAACAACUAAUCUAGAUGGUUGCAAAGAGAAGUGCCACUAUGCAGAUUCAACACCUUGGAUCAUUGCAACUAUUUUACUGAGUACUCUGGUUGUGGUGGUGGGACUCUAUCUUAUCGGCAAAGAUAUGUACAGAGGCUCAAAAAGGGAUCAAAUGGGACAGAACACAGAACACAAUGAAGUUGAAUUGUGUCCUGAUCCAGUUUAUCAUUCUUUGGGCCAGGGUGACACUCAACCUCUAGAAACAGCAAAACCCACUGUUGAUUCACCAGCUAUCUGCCAACCUGUGGCAGAGGAUACUUGCUAUUCUACAAUAAUAAUAAAAAAAAAAACAUGCUCAUCAAUGAGUGAGACUGAAAACAAGUAACAAGUUACUCAGAAUUAUCCGGUAUUGUAUAUCAUGCAUUAUUUUGCAGUCAGUUAAAACUGUGUAUUCUCAAGUUCUUUCUGUAUUGCAGGUCUGUGUAUAAUGAUACAUAAACAAUCGACAAUUAUUAUAAAUGAGAGAACAAAUUUACUUCAGAUUUGAUGUUAAUUCACUAAAUAGUGUUAAUUCACUAAUUAAAUGUAAGUAAUUUGAAUUCCAAAUGUUAAAGUUGAUCACAUGCUCAAUUAUCUGCAUGUCAUUUUUUCUAGCUUUCUUUCU